This is a messenger RNA of Cutaneotrichosporon cavernicola, 1557 nucleotides long. RefSeq lists its product as uncharacterized. Lineage: Eukaryota; Fungi; Basidiomycota; Tremellomycetes; Trichosporonales; Trichosporonaceae. Gene Ontology annotation, biological process: protein import into mitochondrial matrix. The coding region runs from base 1 to 1557 and encodes 518 amino acids. The transcript has 5 exons. Gene Ontology annotation, cellular component: TIM23 mitochondrial import inner membrane translocase complex. The record is from RefSeq and is a predicted model, not a curated record.
AUGCUGCGUACCUCGACCGUGCGGCUUCUUGCUGCCCGCAAUGUGCCGCUCAUGGCACGCCCCAUUUCCAGGAGUGCACCUGCGUACAUCCGCAUCAAGAAGGCGGACGGCUCGACUUCCAAGCCUGACGAUGUGAACACGCCGAAGGCGACCUCACCUCCUCCCCCGCCCGAGGCCCCAAAGCAGCCCUCUCCUGCCGAGCAGCCAGCGAGCAACCCCAAGGACGCCAAACCUACACUGGCGACUGAGCCUGCCCCUGAGCCGUCUAAGGCCGCGCCAUCUGAGCCGGCGGCUCCUGUCGAGGAGGUGGACGAGAUCCCUGACAAGCCGGACCUGUCUAAGCUUCCCUCGCUGGAUAUUGACCCGGAGGCGAACGUUCCGUUCAUUGAGCAGCCCAAGGAGGGCAAGGAGAAGGAGGGAGACAAGAAGAGGGCAGGUGGCAAGAAGCGCCCCGAGUACGUGUCGAGCAUUGAGAGGCAGCGCCGCUUCAUGUCGCGCCUCGGCAUGGUGUCGCUGCUCAUCGGUGGUGUCGGUGCUGCGUACUACCUUGGUAACCAGGACGGCAAGGAGAAGGGUGGUAACCCGCUCGAGAAUUUCAAGAACAACGUCGGCGAGCUCACCGACAUCUUCUCCAAGCCUGCGUUCACCAAGCUCCUCCCAGACCCUCUCCCGCCUCCCCACCAGCGCCCGUACACGCUGCUGGUGGACAUUGAGGACUUGCUCGUUCACUCGACGUGGGACCGCCAGAACGGAUGGCGGACCGCUAAGCGCCCGGGGGUCGACUAUUUCCUCGCCUACCUGAGCCAGUUCUACGAGAUUGUUGUCUUCUCCGCGCAGCCUGUCUACACCGCCCUCCCCGUCGCCGAGAAGCUCGACCCCAUGACCCUCUACCUGCCCUACAAGCUGUUCCGUGACGCAACUCGCUACGUCGAUGGCCACAUCGUCAAGGACCUCACGUACCUCAACCGCGAUCUCUCCAAGGUCGUCAUGCUCGACACGAACGCGGAGCACGCGUCUCUGCAGCCCGACAACGCCAUUAUCCUCAAGCCAUGGAACGGCAGCAAGGGUGACCGCGGACUGGUAGAGAUGAUUCCUUUCCUUGAGUCCAUCGGUAUCUUCCAGCCGGCCGACGUACGCCCUGUCCUGAAGCACUACGCGGGCAAGGACAUCCCCCGCGAGUAUGCGAAGAAGGAGGCCGAGGCCAAAGACGCUGCGAUCGCUGAGUGGGAGCGUAACCACCCCACCGGCUCGGGCGGCGGCUGGUCGCUCUCGAGCGUGUUUGGGGGUUCAUCCUCGGCGCCGCGCCCCAAGCAGCCUAUGACGUACCUCGAGAUCAAGCGUCAGCAGGCUCAGCGCAUGUACGAGGAGGAGCAGAAGUACUACAAGGAGCACGGCGCCGAAAUUAUGAAGAUGAUCGAGGAGGACAAGGAGCGCCAGAUGGCCGAGAUGAAGGCAGGGAUCAAGGGCAUGUUUGGCAUGGGCGGCGAGCAUGCCCCAGGUGCGCCUAGCGCCGGCGCCCCGCCGGCGGAGCAGGCCCAGGCCCAGCCCGCGAAGUAG